GUGGCGCCGCAGGUGGAGGUGAGGAAAUUCGCAGCUGGGCGCUGUAAACAAAAGGAAGGCAAAUAAUUCUCACGUGGGACAACAAAACAUAAGGAUUUGUCUCCGUUUUAGCUCCAGUUGGCUUAAAAUUUAGGCACUAAAUAAUGGAGGAGGAAGAGCAGAGCAAGUUGCCGACCUCGACGGAGCCGGUGGACAACGCGUGGAGUUUGAAACUGCCCGAGUUCAAGGCCGGAGACAUGAAGGCUAGACUGUUGGAGGAAAGUUCGUUCGCCACCCUGUUUCCGAAGUACCGAGAAAAGUACCUGAAAGAGUGCUGGCCGCUGGUGACCAAGGCCCUCGAGGAAUUCGGCAUCACCGCCAAUCUGGACUGCCUUGAGGGCAGCAUGACCGUCAAAACGACGAGGAAGACGUGGGACCCGUAUCUGAUUGUCAAGGCCAGGGACAUGAUCAAGCUGAUGGCCCGCAGCGUGCCCUUCGAGCAGGCGGUGCGGGUGCUGCUGGACGACAUCAGUUGCGACAUCAUCAAGAUAGGGUCACUGGUCAGGAAGAAGGACAAGUUUGUCAAAAGGCGGCAGAGGCUGAUUGGACCGAACGGUUGCACCCUCAAGUCAAUUGAGUUGCUGACCAACUGCUACGUCCUGGUGCAGGGACAGACGGUGGCCGCUCUCGGACCAUACAAGGGUCUUCAGCAGGUGAGGAGGAUUGUCGAGGACACAAUGAACAACAUUCACCCAAUUUACAACAUCAAGGCCAUGAUGAUUAAGCGUGAAUUAAUGAAGGACCCAAAACUCAAAAAUGAAAACUGGGAACGCUUCCUGCCGCAGAUCCACACCAAAAACCUCAGCAAGCGGAAGCAGCCCAAGAAAAAGAAGGUCAAGAAGGAGUACACGCCGUUCCCGCCUCAACAGCCAGAGAGCAAAAUUGACAAGCAACUCGCUUCGGGUGAAUAUUUCCUUAACGAAGCGCAGAAACGGGCGAGGAAGAGGAAGGAGCGGGAUGAGAAACACGAGGAGGCGGCCAAGAAGCGGCAGGAAAAGAGGCAGCAGGCGUUCCAACCCCCUGAGGAGCCGUCGACCAGCAAAGCACCGCCGGUCAAAAGUGAUGACAAAAUCGACGUCGAAGCUUUUAAAAAUAAACUGAAAAAGUCGCAGAAGAAAAAGCAGAAAUUGGCUUGAUGUGUUGAAACUAUUGGAUGUGAAAAUGUUGAAUAAAAUUGGACGAGUUUACGUAUAAUUACAAUGAAUUUAUUGUCAUAAAUUUAGCUGUAGACAUUUACAGUGAAUCGAUAGUGUUUGCUUUUUUCCGUUAUGUACAAAUUUUAACAAAUUGCGAGUGUCCUCCCGAUGUAGUUUUCCCAAAGACACUGUCAAUCUCAUUUCACGAGGAAUGUUUUAACUGAAUCACAUAUCAGGAAGCUGAAUACAAAAGUGUAUUGUUCACUCUCUUUAAGUACUUACAAUUACAUUCUCUCUCUUUUCUCAAUAAUACUCUCGUCACAAUUUGAUUUUCCUUCUUUGAAUACUGACUAAAAAUAAGACGUCAUUCUUGAGUAAUCGAUUAUUAUUAUUGUCCGUGUGUGCCGACUUCAGAGCACACGACAUUCAGUGGCACAUGAUUAUUAAAAAGUUCCCAAUAUUUAAUACUUUAUGUCUUAAAAAAAAACCAAGGCUGUGUGCCAAUUGAGGAAUUGUGCCCUGCCACAAUAGGGGAAAGCAUCUCUCUUGCCGAAAUUUAAUUGGCCCCAAGUUGUGCAAAUGAAAGUGAGCGAGAAAAAUUAAUCAACCGUAAUCAACUAACCCCGUGUAUUGUCUGUGAUUCGCUUGAGAAUGUCAUCAU
This is a messenger RNA of Neocloeon triangulifer, 1836 nucleotides long. RefSeq names its product KRR1 small subunit processome component homolog (gene dbe). The record is from RefSeq and is a predicted model, not a curated record. Lineage: Eukaryota; Metazoa; Arthropoda; Insecta; Ephemeroptera; Baetidae. The transcript has 3 exons. The coding region runs from base 144 to 1175 and encodes 343 amino acids. Gene Ontology annotation, cellular component: small-subunit processome; nucleolus. Gene Ontology annotation, molecular function: RNA binding.